Messenger RNA from Mesorhabditis belari, 468 nucleotides. The record is from the annotation of a GenBank genome assembly. NCBI's taxonomy places the organism in Eukaryota, Metazoa, Nematoda, Chromadorea, Rhabditida, Rhabditidae.
AUGCUUUUGAUGCUUAAAACACCAACGGAAGAUUCAGUGGAAGUGUGUUUUGCUUUUCUGAAACAAUGUGGCGCGAAACUGGCAGAGAUUGCCCCGCGUGCCUUGGGCAAUGUUUUCUCAAGACUUCGAAACAUUCUUGCUGAAGCGCAAUUGGAUUCACGUAUGCGUUAUAUGAUUGAAACUGUAAUGGCAAUUCGGAGAGAUAAAUUUGCGGACUACCCGGCUUUAAUUGAUGAACCCGGUCUUAUUUCGGAAGAGGACCAAAUUACACAUGCCCUUUCCCUUAAAGAUGCUCCGAUCCUGAAAAUAUGCUUAACAUUUUCAAACUGGACCCCGAUUUUGAGAAAAAUGAAGCUGCCUUCAACGAGAUCCGUGAACAAAUCAUUGGUGACGCCGGUGAAAGUGAAGAGGAAUAGGAUGAUGAAGAAAGUGACGACGAAGCAGCUGCAAACGCUCAACCUCAACAAA